AUGGUGGUUCCUCCCCCCUUCACAGAAGGGGAUCCAGCCCUGUCAUCCCCUGGCAUCCCAGAGCUGCAUCAGGAUGAAUCUCAGGUGGUGGAGGAGCUGUCUGCCCUUGGCAAGCACAGUGUGAGUUGGGAGAGGCCCCGAGGCCCGGGCUGCGGGCUCCAGAACACAGGCAACAGCUGCUACCUGAACGCAGCCCUUCAAUGCUUGACACACACACCACCUCUUGCAGACUACAUGCUGUCCCGGCAGCACUCUCAGACCUGUUGUUCCCAGGAGGGCUGUAAGAUGUGUGCUAUGGAAGCUCACGUGACCCAGAGUCUCCUCCACUCCCACACGGGGAAUGUCAUGAAGCCCUCCCAGAUGUUGACCUCUGCCUUCCACAAGCAGAAGCAGGAAGAUGCCCACGAGUUUCUCAUGUUCACCUUGAAUACCAUGCAUGAAUCUUGCCUGCGAGGGUCCAAGAAAUGGCAAGCCACCUGCGAAGACAGUUCCCCGAUCCUUGACAUUUUUGGAGGCUGCUGGAGGUCUCAGAUCAAGUGUCUCCACUGCCAGGGUACCUCAGAUUCCUAUGAUUGCUUCCUAGACAUCCCCCUGGAUAUCAGCUCUGUUCAGAGUGUGAAGCAAGCCUUGGGGGAUACAGUGGGGGCAGAAGAGCUGCGUGGGGAGAACGCUUACUACUGUGGUAGGUGUAGAGAGAAGAUGCCAGCUUCCAAGACCCUGAAGGUUUAUAGUGCCCCCAAGGUCCUCCUGCUGGUGUUGAAUCGCUUCUCGGCUUUCACGGGUAACAAGCUGGACAGAAAAGUAAGCUACCCGGAGUUCCUUGACCUACAGCCAUACCUGUCUCAGCCUAUUGGAAGAUCCUUGCCUUAUGCCCUCUAUGGCAUCCUAGUCCAUGAGGGUUUGACUUCUCACAGUGGACAUUACUUGUGCUAUGUCAAAGCCGGCCACGGGACAUGGUAUAAGAUGGAUGAUUCCAAGGUCACCAGGUGCGAUGUGACUUCUGUCCUGAGUGUUCCCGCCUAUGUGCUCUUCUAUGUGCAGCAGACUGACCUCCAAAAGGUCAAUGUGGGCAGGGCCAUGGGCAGAGUGCAUGAGGUCCUUGACCCCGAACUCCAGCUGAAGAAAUCCCAGAAGAGAAAGAACAAGAAGAGAAGAAGCCCUUGCCAAGUAGCAGAGGCAGCAGGAGAGCGGCCCUGUGGACAAAGGGAGACUACAGCAAGCCAAGAAACCUCCUUACUGGAGGGGAAAGUGCUUCAGGAACAGAACCAACAGAAAGCUGGGCAGAAAUGCAGGAAUGUGACACUGGAUCUUCAGGAAGAGAACCACUGGAAAGCUGGGCAGAAUCUCGGGAAUAUGGAACGGGUGCUUCAGGAACAGAACCACAGGAAAGAUGGGCAGAAAUUCGGCAAUAGAGAACUCUUGCUUCAGGGAGAGGACCACCAGAAUGCUGGGCAGAACCUCAGGAAUACACAACGGGAUCUGCCAGCCAAUGCAAUUGGCAUUCUACAGCCUAGAUACACAGCAAACUGGGGCAGGAAUGCUCCAGACAAGGAGAAUCAACCUUGCCACAAGGCUGACAGGCUCCUCACCUCACAGGGCCCCAACAAUACUGGGCAGCUCUGUAUUCAGGGAGAGAGACCAAGUUCUAAGAAGGGUAAGAACAACAAGAAGAAGAAGAACAAGAACAAGCUUCUUGAGUAG
Messenger RNA from Apodemus sylvaticus (European woodmouse), 1701 nucleotides. RefSeq names its product ubiquitin carboxyl-terminal hydrolase 17-like protein B. Lineage: Eukaryota; Metazoa; Chordata; Mammalia; Rodentia; Muridae. The coding region runs from base 1 to 1701 and encodes 566 amino acids. The transcript has 2 exons. The record is from RefSeq and is a predicted model, not a curated record. Gene Ontology annotation, biological process: protein deubiquitination; regulation of apoptotic process. Gene Ontology annotation, cellular component: nucleus; cytosol. Gene Ontology annotation, molecular function: cysteine-type endopeptidase activity; cysteine-type deubiquitinase activity.